Diabrotica balteata is the source of this 555-nucleotide messenger RNA. The record is from the annotation of a GenBank genome assembly. NCBI's taxonomy places the organism in Eukaryota, Metazoa, Arthropoda, Insecta, Coleoptera, Chrysomelidae.
UUAAAAUAUUUUUUUGAGGCGAGAAGUCAAUGAUAAAUGUACAUAUAAAAGGACAAGUAUGAGAUAACUGAUGUUAAUUAAAUGAUUUAACAUGAAGUUCUUAGUUGUUCUUACACUUCUUGUAGCUGUUGUUCUGGCUGUAGAACGUAGAGAGCAGCUCAGAACUGCAUUCCACGAAUGCGUUAGUGGCGAGUCAGGCGGUCCAAAUGAUCCAAGAAAACUGGUUUUGCAAGACAAUGCCGAUGUCGCCAAAGUAGGCGCAACGAUAUUUUGCAUCAACAAGAAAACUGGAGUACAAAAUGAAAAUGGCGACAUAAACCUAACUGUUCUUAAGGAUGAUGUCAGCCAUUGGGAAAAGGAUGAGGCUAAGGCUAGUGAAAUUGUUGCUGAGUGUACAAAGAACAAGGGAGCAGAUGCCAAUGAAACUGCAUUUAACGUGUUGAAAUGCUUAAUGAAGAAAAACGAGAAAUAAGAGGGAAGGAAUAAAGCUACACUUAUUGAAUAAUUUACACACAAAUACUUGUAAUAAAAAUUAAAAUACAAUAAUGUUUUCAU